Fundulus heteroclitus (mummichog) is the source of this 7309-nucleotide messenger RNA. RefSeq names its product unc-13 homolog A (C. elegans) (gene unc13a). Gene Ontology annotation, molecular function: phospholipid binding; calmodulin binding; diacylglycerol binding. Bases 373 to 5862 code for a protein of 1829 amino acids. Gene Ontology annotation, cellular component: plasma membrane; neuromuscular junction; presynaptic active zone cytoplasmic component. Gene Ontology annotation, biological process: neuromuscular junction development; synaptic vesicle priming; presynaptic dense core vesicle exocytosis. The transcript has 45 exons. The record is from RefSeq and is a predicted model, not a curated record. NCBI's taxonomy places the organism in Eukaryota, Metazoa, Chordata, Actinopteri, Cyprinodontiformes, Fundulidae.
GCUGGUGGUGCUGAAGCUGAACAAGAUGGCUGAGAGCUGGGCACCGGAGAGCUGAGAGAGAGCGGCAGGCGCUCAGACACGCCACGGAAAGAGAGACACGGGGCUGCGACGCCGGCCUUCUCUGCCCGAGCGAGAGGACGGCGAACGGGUUGAUGUUUUUUCUCCCGUUUGGGGUUGGUUUCUGUUUUUUAUACCGGCUGUCACGAAGCCAGCCGGACUCCGCAGCCGCUGCUAAACCAGCGACGCCUGGCUUCACCCAUCUCCAGCUCAGCCGCCCAUCGUCCGCCGGGCUGGGUUCAGCCAACGAUUAUCCGCGCCAACAAGGGAGCUGGAGAAGAAGCUGGAGCCUGGACGUAAAGGAGCGUAUAAGAAAUGUCAUUGCUGUGUGUUGGAGUAAAGAAAGGCAAGCUCGAUGGACCCCAAGAGAAAUUUAACACAUACGUGACCCUCAAGGUGCAAAAUGUUAAGAGCACAACCAUCGCUGUGCGAGGCAGCCAACCAUCCUGGGAGCAGGACUUCAUGUUUGAGAUAAACCGCCUGGAUCUGGGCCUCACGGUGGAGGUGUGGAACAAAGGACUGAUCUGGGACACCAUGGUGGGGACCGUGUGGAUCCCGCUGCACAGCAUACGGCAGUCCAAUGAGGAGGGUCCGGGUCAGUGGCUGACCCUAGACAUGAAUGUGAUCAUGGCUGAGAAUGAGAUCUGCGGCACCAAAGACCCGACCUUCCACAGGCUGCUGCUCGACACGCGCUUUGAGCUGCCAUUAGACAUUCCAGAGGAAGAGGCUAGAUACUGGGCCAAGAAACUUGAACAGCUUAACGCAAUGAGAGAUCAAGAUUAUGCCUACCAAGAGGAACAAGAGCAGUCGCUCCAUGCCCCCUCCACACAGUGCUGUAAUUGGAGCCUGUGGGGAGACCAGCAGAACGAGGACCCAGACAGCGCCGUCGAUGACAGGGACAGCGACUACCGCAGUGAGACCAGCAACAGCAUCCCGCCUCCCUUCUACACCACCUCCCAGCCCAAUGCUUCCAUGCACCAGUACCCAAUGCGCCAUCAAAACUACAGACACUCCUACAGUGAUGACAUCCACGAGCUGGACUACGAUCACAGAACCUUGAGACGCUAUGAUAGUUUAGACUCUGCCACCAACGAGCGCAGCGAUAUCGACUCAGGCUCGGGGUCGAGCCGGCGCACCAGUCGUCAGUAUUCUCUAGACAGUAGGCACUCUCUGUCCGAUAGUCCCACAGACAGCCGUUACGCCUCGUCAGGCGAGCUGAGCCGAGGAAGCUCUCAGCUUAGCGAGGAGUUCGCUCCGGAGGAUGGGGAAAGCUUUCAGGGUUCGGAGUUCUACGACGAAAACGACUCGUACCACUCCUGCCACUCAUCCGUCAGCUAUGGCAAAGAAGACUCCCCGGGCUGGGAGGGGGAGGACCACCACGGGGGCUACAGCGACGACGGAGGCUAUCUCAAAGACGGGGGCGAAGAGGGCGCACUGUUUGACGAAGAGGAAGGUGAGAUUUACGCAGAGGAAGGGCAGUACAACUACGAAGAUGAAGAAGAGACGCGGUACAGGGCCGAAGAUAUGUACCCACCGGGUGACAAACAAAGCCAAGACAAAGAGGCGACCAACACGACAGCCCCCCCGAGCUCUGCGCCCACCUUGAUGCCGCCGUCUGAUGGCCUGUCUUCCACCAGGCCGCCUUUGGAGAAACAAGCGUCCUUGCAUCAGCAGAGGCUGGCCCAGGAUCAGACCCAGUCGCCCAGUGCAGCUCUUGAACUACCUCCGGUCUCUCAGGACGGCGCCUUGCCCUUCGAUGCUACAGAUUCCAUCAAGCCUUCCUUUGCACCCUCACAGCAACAAACAUCUGUCACAACAACUUCCACCCCAACGAUCCCAUGCCAGGUCCCACCUCAGGACACCAAGCCCCAGGAGCCAGAGCCCAAAUCUGAAACCCCUGUGGAGGAGCUGCUUCCUUUUGAACAGCCCCCAGCAGCAGAAACUGUGCAACCUGCUCCUGAGGAGAAACACGAAGAGGUUCCUGUUCCAAGCUUCCCAAAGAGAGAAAUCAUGGAGCCAGGUCCUGCUAGAGCCAAAGCCAACUGGCUUCGCCUUUUCAGCAGGGUGCGACUACAGCUGCAAGAGGCGAGAGGAGAACAUGUUGGGAUUGCCUCGCUGCUUUUAUCUGCAGGCAUGGGUGGUGCUCUGUACAGCAUUGAUAGCAUGCCAGACCUUAGAAAAAGGAAAGCAAUGCCUCUGGUCAGAGAUCUGGCAAUGUCUUUGGUCCAGAACUCCAGAAAGGCCGGCAUCACCUCCGCCCUAACGUCCAGCACCCUGCAUAACGAAGAACUGAAGAGUCACGUCUACAAGAAGACCCUGCAGGCCCUCAUAUAUCCGAUCUCUUGCACCACGCCACACAAUUUCGAAGUGUGGACAGCCACCACUCCAACCUACUGCUACGAGUGUGAAGGACUGCUGUGGGGUAUCGCUCGCCAAGGCAUGCGCUGCACCGAGUGUGGAGUCAAAUGCCACGAGAAGUGCCAGGACCUGCUCAAUGCUGACUGUCUACAAAGAGCCGCAGAGAAGAGCUCCAAACACGGUGCAGAGGACAGAACCCAGAACAUCAUUAUGGUUCUUAAAGACCGCAUGAAGAUCCGCGAGAGGAACAAACCAGAGAUCUUUGAACUCAUCCAGGAAGUGUUUGCUUGCCCCAAGUCCACCCAUGUCACCCAUAUGAAGCAGAUCAAACAGAGCGUGCUUGACGGCACCUCCAAAUGGUCGGCCAAGAUCUGCAUCACAGUGCUGUGUGCUCAGGGUCUCCAAGCCAAAGAUAAAACUGGUUCUAGUGAUCCCUAUGUAACCGUCCAGGUGGGGAAGACCAAAAAGAGGACCAAAACUAUCUACGGCAACCUCAACCCUGUCUGGGAGGAAACGUUCAAUUUUGAAUGCCACAACUCCUCAGACCGCAUUAAGGUGCGAGUGUGGGAUGAGGACGAUGACAUCAAGUCUCGUGUGAAGCAGAAGUUCAAGCGGGAGUCUGACGACUUCCUCGGUCAAACUAUCAUCGAGGUCCGCACUUUGAGCGGAGAGAUGGACGUCUGGUACAAUCUUGACAAACGUACGGACAAAUCAGCCGUGUCUGGGGCUAUCCGGAUGCGCAUCAAUGUGGAGAUUAAAGGAGAGGAGACAGUCGCUCCGUAUCACGUUCAGUACACCUGUCUGCAUGAGAACCUCUUUCAUUACGUAACAGACAUCCAGAAUAACGGCGUGGUGAAGAUUCCUGACGCGAAAGGGGAUGAUGCUUGGAAAGUUUAUUUUGAGGAGACUCCCCAAGAAAUAGUGGACGAGUUUGCCAUGCGCUAUGGGGUGGAGUCCAUCUACCAAGCUAUGACCCACUUUGCCUGCUUGUCAUCCAAGUACAUGUGCCCGGGUGUUCCUGCAGUCAUGAGCACCCUGCUGGCCAACAUCAACGCCUACUACGCCCACACCACCCAGGCCACCAACAAUGUUUCUGCGUCUGACCGCUUCGCUGCUUCAAAUUUUGGAAAAGAGCGAUUUGUCAAGCUUCUGGAUCAGCUGCACAACUCUCUGAGGAUAGACCUCUCCAUGUAUCGAAACAACUUCCCAGCCAGCAGUCCUGAGAGGCUACAGGACCUCAAGUCCACCGUCGACCUCCUCACCAGUAUUACCUUCUUCAGAAUGAAGGUUCAGGAGCUCCAGUCUCCACCCAGAGCCAGUCAGGUUGUAAAGGAUUGUGUGAAAGCCUGCCUCAACUCCACCUACGAGUACAUCUUUAAUAACUGCCAUGAGCUCUACAGCCGCGAGUACCAAACAGAUCCGGCCAAGCAGGGAGCUGUGCCUCCAGAGGAGCAGGGACCCAGUAUCAAGAACCUGGACUUCUGGUCCAAACUCAUCACACUUAUUGUGUCCAUCAUUGAGGAGGACAAAAACUCUUACACUCCCUGCCUGAACCAAUUUCCCCAGGAGCUCAACGUGGGUAAAAUAAGUGCCGAAGUGAUGUGGAAUCUGUUUGCUCAGGACAUGAAGUAUGCAAUGGAAGAACAUGAGAAAAACCGCCUGUGUAAGAGUGCCGAUUACAUGAACCUGCACUUUAAGGUUAAGUGGCUGUACAACGAGUACUGCAAAGACCUUCCCUUCUUCAAGAGUCGAGUGCCUGAAUAUCCUGCCUGGUUUGAGCCAUUCGUCAUCCAGUGGCUGGACGAAAACGAGGAAGUCUCUCGCGACUUUUUGCAUGGAGCUUUGGAAAGAGACAAAAAAGAUGGGUUCCAGGUCACAUCAGAGCAUGCUCUGUUCUCCUGUUCGGUGGUGGAUGUUUUCUCCCAGCUCAACCAGAGCUUUGAGAUCAUCAGAAAGUUAGAGUGUCCAGAUCCACAGAUUGUAGGACACUACAUGAAGCGAUUUGCCAAGACCAUCAGCAAUGUUCUUCUGUCCUAUGCUGAUAUAAUCUCUAAGUUGUUUGCCAACUAUGUUACCAUGGAGAAAGUGCCCUGCAUCCUGAUUAACAACAUCCAGCAGCUAAGGGUUCAGCUGGAGAAGAUGUUUGAAGCCAUGGGUGGGAAAGACCUGUGUGUGGAGGCCAGCGAUAUUCUAAAAGACCUGCAGGUGAAGCUCAACAACGUCAUGGAUGAUCUGAGCCGGGUCUUUGCUGUCAGUUUCCAGCCUCAUAUUGAAGAAAAUGUGAAGCAGAUGGGCGACAUCUUGGCUCAGGUGAAGGGAACGUCGAAUAUAGGGAACGCCAGCAGCGUGGCCCAGGAUGCUGACAACGUCCUGCAGCCAAUCAUGGAGUUCCUGGACAGCAACCUUUCUUUGUUUGCUAAGAUUUGUGAGAAGACUGUGCUAAAACGUGUGCUGAAGGAGCUGUGGAAGUUGGUAAUGAACACUAUGGAGAAAACCAUCGUUCUGCCUCCACUCACAGACCAAACGAUGAUUGGGAGGCUGAAGAGUGCUUCUCACAGUGAUGGCACUCAGCUCAUCUUCAAUGCUGCCAAGGAGCUCGGACAGCUGUCCAAACUGAAGGAGCACAUGGUUCGUGAGGAGGCCAAAGCACUAUCACCCAAGCAGUGCGCUGUGAUCGAGCUGGCUCUGGACACCAUCAAGCAAUACUUCCAUGCUGGUGGUGUGGGUCUGAAGAAGACAUUCCUGGAGAAAAGCCCCGACCUCCAGUCUCUCCACUACGCCCUGUCCCUCUACACUCAGGCCACUGACAAACUCAUUAAGACCUUUGUCCAGUCGCAAAACGCCCAAGUGUUCGGCGGGAAGGGGGUGAGAUUCACCACUAGUGAGGAUGUUUACCCAGAAAAGGGCACCGGAGUGGAUGAUGCUGUGGGCGAAGUGUCCAUCCAUGUGGAGGUUUUCACGCAUCCAAACACUGGCGAACACAAAGUCACAGUGAAAGUGGUGGCAGCCAACGACCUGAGGUGGCAGACGCAGGGAAUAUUCCGCCCGUUCGUGGAGGUCUACAUCAUCGGCCCCCACCUGAGCGACAAGAAGAGGAAGCACGCCACCAAGUCAAAGAACAACAGCUGGGCUCCCAAAUACAAUGAAACCUUCACUUUCACCCUGAGCAACGAGGUGGGUCCGGAGUGCUACGAGCUGCAGGUGUGCGUGAAGGACUACUGCUUCGCCCGAGAGGACCGCACCGUGGGCAUGGCCGUCCUGCAGCUGAAGGACGUGGCCUCUAAGGGCAGCGCCGCCUGCUGGCUGCCGCUAGGUAAGCGCAUCCACAUGGACGAGACAGGCCUCACCGUCCUGCGCAUCCUCUCCCAACGCAACAACGACGACGUGGCCAAGGAGUUCGUCAAGCUCAAGUCCGACCAGCGCUCCGCAGAGGAGGGCCGUGGCUAAAUUAAACUUUCUUCUUUUUUUUUUUUUUUUUUUAAAAAGGCAAAGUGGGGCUUAAAAAUGCCGCGUCUGGAGCUCAGUCAGACAGCCACUGCCCCCGGGGCUCUCCUGAGCCACUGCAAGUCACUGCCAGGGUAAUCCAGUGUUGUAAAAGCACAGAUAAGACAGGAGUCACCACACGCCCAGUGCUGUAAAUACAUUUAUUUCAGUGGAGGAGACACAAAGCAAAAAGAGAAGCGUCACCAAGUCCACGAGUGUCUUUAUCGCUACUUGUGUGUUUAACUAUCCUUUUGACUAACAGUAGAGUUUCCUUUCGUGUCGUGGAGAAACACAAACGCUUCUCGAGUGGCCGGGUUGAGAAUUUACGUUGUAGCCUCCAAAUAUUUCCUUCUCACGUUUCUCCCUGCCUUUCUAAGUCUCUGCCCUCUCAUCCCUCCCCACUGGCACGUGCCCCACUCAGCGAAAAGGGACCGCAAGUGCCAACAGAUAAUUGCUGAAACACGCCAAGACCAUUCCCAAGCACAACAGGACCAACCGUCCACCCGACCCACAGCAGAAACGGGCUCAAAAGAUAUCGGGAACAAAGCACUUUUAAUUAAUCGUUCGACGUUAUCGCUUUCUUAUUCUAGAUCUAUAUUUAUAUUUCGAUAAUUCUAUAUAUGAUCAUUUAAAUAUACAUAUAAUAUAUACAAAGGAAAGAUGUAAUCUUACAGGAUUGGUCGAUGGACGUGUGGUAAAUGAAAGAUUGUCUUUCUACCUUGUAACAGAGCACACUGCCUGACACCCUGGACACCUUCUGUCUUGUUGACCCUCGUCCUCUUGUCUGUGUCCUGCGUGAGUUCAGCACAGAGAGCGAAAUCUGAUGAAGCACCUCUGAGCACUGUGAUUCAUCAGAUUAAAUGUAAAUAUGUGUGAGUCAGUGAGUGUGCGUGAGUGAAGCAGCAUGUGUGGCUGUUGGGAUGUUGACCUCACGUUGCCGGUUACCUGCAAAGAGAAGCCAUCACAAUGUUUAUUUGGAGGAAUCAGUUUAGUUUUUUUUUUUUUUUUUGCUUUGGUUACAUUUUAAAGGCCAAAACCUUGAUAUUUCUAACCUUUAUCUUUUACUGCAAACAUUCCUUACAGCCCCGUCUGGGUCUGACAGCAGUGCAUUACAGAGGAGAGAUUAAAUCCCACCUCAUUUUCUUUAGCAGAAAUAUAUAUAUAUAAAUAAAAAAAAAAGCACCUGACUGCCAAAUAAGGAGAUUAUUUAAACGAAAACAAACAAACAAACGUGCAUUGAGAAAAUAUUUUGCUAAGUAGCAUCAUGUGAGGUGAAAUAUGUCACUUACCCCUCCUCCCCUGAGUGAGCACAGAUCUGCAAUGAUCCGACACCGUUUUCACAUUUCUGUCACCUUCCAACCACAAACUUCAGCGUAUUUUAAUUAAGGAUUUUAAGGGAUUGACCAACACA